Molecule: messenger RNA, 3730 nt
Organism: Clupea harengus (Atlantic herring)
Lineage: Eukaryota; Metazoa; Chordata; Actinopteri; Clupeiformes; Clupeidae
Gene: amer1
Product: APC membrane recruitment protein 1
Biological process (GO): regulation of canonical Wnt signaling pathway
Cellular component (GO): plasma membrane
Molecular function (GO): phosphatidylinositol-4,5-bisphosphate binding; beta-catenin binding
Source: RefSeq, a predicted model, not a curated record
UUUCAUAUUGAGAGUCGAACCAGAAACGGAGGCAUGGGUUGUACAUUAUUGUCAUUUUGAGAGAUUUAGCCUUUGCAACCGGGCAGACCUAGAUGGUGGUCAUCUUUGUCAACCCAAUGUAGACAUGUCUAUUUCACCACUUCAAAAGCACAGCACUUCAGUAAUAUAUAUUCGUUCUACAGAUACAGACCUACAAUACCCGUCAUGCAAUUCGGCCCAGGAAGCUCUACCAGUGGUGUUAGCCUAGCGCGCAUCGAACGAACAAAGUGAAUCAAGUCCCAAGCUUUCCUGAAUGGUUUGUUUAUUGUGACGGGAUGUAGCAUGCUAGCGUCAGUCAAGGUUCAGCAUGGCACAUAGCUUGUGUGAGAUGGCAAGGCCAGCAUCUUUCUUCCUAGCACCUAAAGAUGUCUUAUGUAGCCUGUUGCGUUAACCUGCUUUGCCAUGGAGACCGCUGCGGGAAGUGAGCCCAGUGAUGCAGAGCUUCUGGAUUCCAUCUCUCAGGAGCCACCACACCCUCCUCCACAGCCACCCCCUGGGAAACUGAGGAAGACUGCCUUCAAGUUUUUCAGCAGCCGCAAGAGUAUCUGUGUCCUCCCUAGCUUGUUUGGUGGGCUCGGGAAAGGCCAAGGGAGAGGGUCCUCCAAGACUGGCGUCACCAAGAGCAGGACGCACGACGGCGUGAGCCCAGGAUGCUGGGACGACGCAGUCAGGGGAAGCGGCGGGGAUGUCUCAGCGGCGGACUUUGAGUUCCGCACACAGCGAGACUCCGGAGGAGGGAGCGACUCGCAGAAGGGAACAGAGACUUUGAAAUCGCAGUUCCUGCCUUGGCAGAGGAGGGGCUUCCGCAGCCUCUUCAGCAGCUUCAGGAGACCCAAGAGGAGCAAGAAUGUGGAAGUGGCGAAAAUUUCAAGUAUGGAAAUGUUGCCCAGUGCCUGUAACGUGCCUGUUGCCCAGGUGAUUGUUGGACAUCACAGCAACUACUGCCUGAGCGGUGUGGUGGAACCGGUUGUGCCUGACCCAGUUAAUGGCAGUGAGUGUGUAACGUCCACUGCCACUGAAUGUAUGAAAGCUGAAGUGUUAGUGCCUGAGAAGAAGAAGGGGAGAAAGGGAACCCCUGAGGAAGAGGAGGAGGAUGAUGAGGAAGAUGAGGAUGAGGAGAGGAGUAAAGUGGAGGCAGCUGCAGAAGAGACAGAGGUUAUCACAAGGGCUGUUCCUGGCACAUAUCGGCAGCCCCUGUGUGCCGAAUCUGAGCUGGUGCGGCUCACUGAGCAAAACCCAGAGGGUGCAGACAGUGACCCGCCAGCUGUGUCCUCGUCCUCCGAUCACGCCAGUCUGGUCUACGGUGACGUCUCGUCCCUGAAGAGCUUCGAUUCGCUCACAGGCUGUGGGGACAUCAUCGCGGACCAGGACGAUGACAGCGUUGCCGAGAGCUCUGUGUCAGGGGAGCGGGGCAGCCGCAACGCCGGGAAGCGCAGCUCGUGUUUCGUCACAUAUCAGGGCGGCGGUGAGGAGAUGGCCACGCCGGAUGAGGUGGACGGCGACUACCUGCAGGGCCUGUGGGAAAGCAAGGCCGGGAAUGAGGUGUGUUACGUCCCCGCUCAGCAAACUGACAGCCUGCCAAUCACCCCAGACCAGCCUAUCAGCUCGCUGCACACCAUCACCACCCCCAGCAGCAUUGGUGGUUGCACCAGCAGCAGCAGCAAUACCAACAGCUGCCCACUAGGAGUGCUGGAGAAAGUCCUGAGCCCCGGGGAACUCAUGACUCCUCAGAGUGACCACCAGGAGUCGGUUCCCAACAGCGACGAAGGCUACUACGAUUCCACCACGCCUGGAGCAGACGAGGACACGCGUGACCGGGCGAGGCCAGAACGACUGCCACGCGAUAGCUACAGUGGUGACGCCCUGUACGAGCUCUUCGAGCCUGACGACCGGCUGCUCAGCCCCCCUCUGCCCCACAGCGACCCGUGCAGCUUCCUGGGGAUGCCCCUGCCAGGAAGCGCUGAGGGCAAAGGUAGUCCCGUUAACACUCCGAAGACUGGCGCCAUGGAUACGUGUGCCAUAGAGACCGAGGAGGACCGACUGAAUAAGAUCCAGCAGGUGCUUCUGUGCUGCGAGUUGCAGAGCCUCAGGAAGACCACCAAAGAGCCGCUGCUCUUCAACCGGGGCCCUUAUUACACCGACUCGGACAUCCCUAUUAGCAACUGCAAAGUGGGUAAGAAACAGAUGGAGAAGCCCCUGAGUCCCAGAGGCACCAGGAUAGCCCCCGUGCAUCACACCUUAGAGGACGCUCCUCUCUCGGACGGAGGGGAAAGUCCGCAAACACAGGACGAUCCCACAUUCUCUCAGAUCCCAAGUCCACUGCAGGAGCCGGGACCCUACCUGAAGCGAGACCAGCGCGGCCCACUGUCCGCCCACCUCCACGGCCCCUCACUGCCCAGCAGCCAGUCCCAGGAGGAGCUGACGGUGUGCUUCUCCCAGGCGCUGGUGGAUUUCAAUAAACACUCUCACGUCUACUGUAACUCCACGGAGAGUCUGGAUGGGUCCGAGUCCAGUUCGCCCUUUGGCCAGAACCUACAAGCCCUGCCAGCUAUUGUGACCUUCGACGUGGUGGACAUGGAAAACGAGGGGGAGUUUGAACACCAGACCGAGCUGGGCGAGGGCGAGGAGGAGCUGGCGUCUCCGUUCGAGCCGUUCGAGGACGAGAGCUGCUAUCUGCAGAAGGACGCCUUCGCGGAGUGUGACGAGCGCAUGUUCGACGCCUACGAACAGAGCCUGCUGCUGGGCAACACCUGGGGCAUCACCAGCCUCCCGCGCCACCUCAGCCUGGGCCGGGCCUGCCAGCCCACGCCCGCUCCGCUGGCUCUGAACCGACGCAGCCGCUCGCUCGACACCGACAGUCUGGAGCUGUGCGUGAACGACGCGUCCUCUGGAGCCCAGUACGAGGGCGUGAGAACUGGCUCGCUUCACCGUAGGAAGAACGGACACCUCUCUGUCACCGAUACCAGGGGCAGCUUGAACCAGCAGGUGGCCAGGGACAGCCGGAGACACGGUCAGGGUCCCCGGGAGCCUGUCUCCGUCUCCAACUCUGCAUCCCUCUGCCAGAAGCAGCCCUCCGCGUGCCACCCUCCUCCUGACACGCGUCCUGCCAGCAAGCCAGCCCUCCAGGCUGCCAUCAGGCCCUCCGACUUGCCUCUGCAGGCAGGGCCCUCAUUCUGCGGCCGUGGCCGUAUCCCAGCGCCGCCUUCCUCGGUGGGGGCAGCAGCGGGAGGCAACGGGGCGUUUCUGGGAGCCAGCCGUACUUCAGGAGAGGGCGUGGAGGUUUUUUACCCUUGUGGCUUUCCAGACCCCGGUCAUUCACAGGGCAAAGCACGCCCGGUUGGGGUUACGCAGGGGGUUCCCCACCGAGGCCCUAGCUCUGGUGGGGGCCCUAGCCCCUGGUCCCGAUCAGACAAAGAGCGAGACGUUAGUGGGUUAGUGGGUAAGAGUAUGAAGGCAGUGGAGGUGGGGUAUGGCCCCACUCAGACCAAACGCACCACAUAAUCAAGGCCCUCGGACAUGCAAUCUGAAGUUGGAGAUCCCAUGAGUCCUGGACUGUCAUCACCCAAGACCCUGGUGGAGGUCUCCUCAGCACUAUCCAUUACUUUGGAAUACCAAGUUUGUGCUCGUUCACAGUCUCUCUCUCUCUCUCUCUCUCUCUCGCUCACUCUCUCACUCUCACUCUCACUCUCAC